This is a messenger RNA of Scedosporium apiospermum, 543 nucleotides long. RefSeq lists its product as uncharacterized. The transcript is spliced from 2 exons. Lineage: Eukaryota; Fungi; Ascomycota; Sordariomycetes; Microascales; Microascaceae. The record is from RefSeq and is a predicted model, not a curated record. The coding region runs from base 1 to 543 and encodes 180 amino acids.
AUGUGUGUCGAGACUACUGUCAGCACGCCUAGAACACCCCCAGAGCUUCUCGGGCCGAUCGCCUUAGCACUGAGGCCAAAACCUGAGCAAACAGCAGCGGAAACCCAGUCGAAUGUGGCCACAACUAUUAGCGCCCCUAAGCAGACGCUCACCUCCUCGACGGGCCUAAACACGGGCCUCGUUGUCACCGAUGCAGACGCAGACAAGCCUUCGAGUCCCCCCAAAAAUACUGCCCCCCCAGCCCUCGGGCUGGACCAUGGCGGCCUUUCCUUUGGAAACAUCCCACUCUUGAAUAUGCUCGACGACUGGCACUCUAGGACAGAUGACCCCUGGAACACCCUCAACAGCAACAAGCAGGCUCACGAUGGGCAGACCCACAACGACCCCACGCAACCAUCGAAGGGGGAGCUGAAUAUCAUCGACAUAACCGAUCCCAUUUCUGUAGAUACAUGUGGGGAAGAUGGAGAGGGGGCGACUGCUCCGCACUUAAUGGGACUGAGUGAGUGUGCGGAUAUUGAGCACCCGUCCAACAAUGGGGGUUAG